AUGACCCUGAUAGAUCCUACUGACUUCAUUGAAGCUGAAGAAGGAGUGAACUCCUUAAGAUUUGAGGAUGAAAAACAGCAAGCAAAGUUUGAACUUGGUGUUUGUAUGUGCAUUUAUAAAUGGGAUGAGCUCAACACUGCAGUUACAAAUUCUUGGGGUGGCCCAAAUUCUGCUGAUAAGAGAGACUGGAUUUCAGGUAUAGUGAUAGAUUUAUUCAAUGAAAGAAUAAUCGAUGUUCAAUUGAUUGAAGAAACUUUAUUAUAUGCUAUGGUUGAUGAAUUUGACACCGAAGUUGACAAUGAAUCUGCACUUGUUAUUGCAGACAUGAUUGUGAAGAUCUAUAGAGACGUUUACCUCAAGAAAUACGAUGUUGUAGACGAGCUUUACUCAAGAUGGCAACAAAAGAAACAGUCAAGCCAGGGUCAACAAGAAAAAAUUGUUAUUAACGAAGAUCCUAAUAAUCCAGAUGUUUCCGAUAGUGAAGAUGAUGAUGAAGACGAGACACCAGCCUUGGUAGAAAAUGGUGACUCUAUGGAUGUAGAUGAACCACCGGCACCAAUAGUUGAUGAUGAUGGGUUUGAGUUAGUACAAAAGAAAGGGCGUAAAGGAGGAAGACGAUAA
Molecule: messenger RNA, 621 nt
Organism: Debaryomyces tyrocola
Lineage: Eukaryota; Fungi; Ascomycota; Pichiomycetes; Serinales; Debaryomycetaceae
Source: the annotation of a GenBank genome assembly